This is a messenger RNA of Lachancea lanzarotensis, 588 nucleotides long. Its product is annotated as LALA0S05e03334g1_1. The coding region runs from base 1 to 588 and encodes 195 amino acids. The record is from RefSeq and is a predicted model, not a curated record. NCBI's taxonomy places the organism in Eukaryota, Fungi, Ascomycota, Saccharomycetes, Saccharomycetales, Saccharomycetaceae. The transcript has a single exon.
AUGGGCAUUGCUUCAUAUCCUUUGAAAUAUCUGGCUAAAAAGGUGUUCGGUGAAGUAGAACUAGGCAGCGCAUUUGAAGACCCCUUUUUCGAAGAGGUUGAGUUUGAAAAACGUUCAUUUUGGUCUGGGAGUACCAAAAUCGUCAAAAAACGCCGUGACAAAAGCAUACCUGAAUCGAUCCCGGACACCGAUGGUAAAAUCUUGCGUCGUGUGAGAAAGAGAGCUUAUCGGCUGGACAUGAAGUUCCAUCUCUUCGGUAUAAGAUUCGGAUGGUUAGGUGUCAUUGGAAUCCUCCCCGUCGUUGGUGAUCUCAUGAUCCUCUGGCUGUCACUGCAAGUAUAUCAGGAAGCGCUAAAGGUGACCGGUGGACUUCCGCCGGGAGUUUCCGCCCAAAUGAUCACCAACAUCGCUUUGGACUUUGGUCUGGGUCUGAUACCCAUCGUAGGUGAUUUCGUUUCGGUGUGCUACAAAGCCAACUCGAGAAACGUGUUGGUGCUGGAAAAACAUUUAAAGCGCAAGUAUAGCCGGACAAUAACACGACCCGUAGCUACACCCAAUCCGAGAAACAGGCUAGCAAGCGAGAUUUGA